Messenger RNA from Linepithema humile (Argentine ant), 690 nucleotides. It is a transcript of the gene Phf5a, whose product is annotated as PHD finger protein 5a. The record is from RefSeq and is a predicted model, not a curated record. Gene Ontology annotation, biological process: mRNA splicing, via spliceosome. NCBI's taxonomy places the organism in Eukaryota, Metazoa, Arthropoda, Insecta, Hymenoptera, Formicidae. Gene Ontology annotation, cellular component: U2 snRNP; U12-type spliceosomal complex; catalytic step 2 spliceosome.
ACACUAGGAAAAAUAAUACCGUGGAACUCGGAUAAACUACAAUGAACUGCGGUAAACUGUCAAGCAAGUUUGAAUGAUUGAGUGCUGAAAACAUUAUUGAAAAAAUAAACGUUGUUAUAUUUAUUAAUUGUUUCAAGGCUGAUUAAUAGCAUUUGGAAAAAAUGGCCAAGCAUCAUCCAGAUUUAAUAUUUUGUCGUAAACAGCCGGGAGUUGCUAUUGGUCGGCUUUGCGAAAAAUGUGAUGGAAAAUGCGUCAUUUGCGAUUCUUAUGUGAGACCUUGCACAUUAGUUAGAAUAUGCGACGAGUGCAAUUAUGGUUCUUAUCAGGGACGUUGUGUGAUAUGCGGAGGUCCUGGUGUAUCGGACGCAUAUUACUGUAAAGAAUGUACAAUACAAGAAAAAGAUAGAGAUGGCUGUCCUAAAAUAGUUAACUUGGGAAGUUCCAAGACAGAUCUCUUCUAUGAGAGAAAGAAAUAUGGCUUCAAAAGAAGAUAAUCACAUGACAAUUAAAACACUAUUUAUAAAGUUUUUGCUAAAUACAAUCUUGUCAACUAAUUUUUACAAAAACAUUACUGUAGCAAUUCCAUUUUGUAUUAUAUAUCAUAAGUACUGAUUUCAUAGUAAAUUUUACUCUCUCCAAACAAUGCAUUGUAAACUUUAACAAUUAAAGACAAAUAUUCUGACAAAAAUA